CAGACUUGCUUGCCGCAGCUUGAACACACAAUCGGUACCAGUAUCUUUGUCUGUCAAUUAGGCGCAGUACAGACUUUGUGAUCGACCUCGAUGUCAGUGCAAUGGCUCGCCAAGUGAUCUGACAUCUGUUCAAAAGAAAAGCCAGUUGUCAACUAUGGCGUCUUUCACCUCCUAUAAUCUCUACAAGUUUUGGUUAUCUGUUGGGUUUUGAGGCAAUUGAUGGAGGUUCUGUGGGUACUGAGGUUAAGUGUGUGUGACCUAUCAAGCGCGUUGGUUGUUAAAAUUAGAAAAUUUGCAAUUUCCAAGAUUUUGCAUGCAACUCUCUUUUUCUUCUUUCAAAUGCCCAGAUCAUAUAACCGUCUUGCUCUUGCUCUUGCUAGGGUGACUCAUUCGGAAAGAGUGUGGGCUAUCGACGUUCCUCGUAUUUCCGAAGACGGGUCGCGCUAUGUUGGCAAGAAAUUUUGGACGGGUACAGUUGGAGCAAUGUACGAUAAUUCAUGUUGGAAUGGCAAACCAAGUAUAUAUGAGGUUAUUACUGAGCGAGACAAUGUUCGACUUUAUCUGGACUGUGAGUUCGAUUUGUCGGAUACACAACUUCUUACCAAGGAGGACGUCUUCACCUGCGUCCAAUUCAUCCGUAGUUGUUUGAACCAGCACUUGAGACUUUCGUUUCCUUCUCUAGAUAUUAACCCCAACGAACUUAUAAUAUUGCAUGGUUGCACCCCGAUCAAAAUGUCACUGCACCUCAUUCAUCGUAGCAUCAUUUUUGAUAAUGCGCAGUGUUCGUGCGCAAGUUAUGUGCAUGAGUUGAAUGCAUUUCUUCGGCACCAACUGGAGGAUUCUGACCUGAAUGAUUUCCUGAAGGAAAACCUUAAAAAAAUCAUCGACCUCUCGGUUUACCAGAAAAAUCAGCUGUACCGCACCUAUGGUGCGUCGAAGCUGGACAAGAUGAGACCUUUCAUAUUAUAUGACGAAUCCAACUUUGAUUGGGCGUUGAACCCAAACUGGAGCUUUUCGCAGAUGCAAAUAUCUCUCGAAGCGUGGUGCCGAACUUUGGUCACUGUUGAUAUUUUUUGCCACAGUGAGAUAUUGCAAGUACAGCCCUCAGAAUUUCUGUCUGUACGAAGUCCCGAGUUGGCGAGGCAAACGCUGUACCACACGAGCUGCUUCACAGAUAAUAUGGAUCCGCAAGGCAGAUAUCUACAAAAAUUUGAAAUGCCACAAGUUGAAAGAGUGCCCAUGCUUGUUCUCUCUUCGCAUGUCCCAAGAGCCUCAUCCAACAGCGAAACUGUCAUUGUAGAUGAUACCAUGUGGAUUGUGAACGAGCACAAUAACCCUGUCCGACUCAGUGACCUAGAACACAAUCAAUGUGUCUUCUGUCUCAAGUGCGAAACACAAGUAGCUGGUUCGGAGAUAAGAGGCGUAGGCAUUUCAAGUGCAAAGGCAUUUUUGCGGCCAAAUGGCACAAAAUGCGUGUUCUGUUUCAACUGCAGUUAUCCAAUGUAUAUAUUGGAGACUGCCGACCAAUACGGUUUUGUUCCUACUGAAGAAGAAAUAAUCAAAUCUCCGCACGACAAGCUGAAUUUUGCUGGCAGUGAAGAUAUCGACUUUGAUGCCUGUUCUCGACUAGUUUUUCUAGAUGCCCCAAUGGGAACAGGAAAAACCCAUGUCUCUCAGUGGUAUCUGUCAAGACAUGGAGAAAAGUCAGUGCUUGCCAUUACAUUCCGUAUCUCACUUGCCAAGUAUACGUCAGAGAGGUUAGGCUUGAAAUGCUAUACAGAUAGUGACGCUUUCAAUAACCCUGAACACCAUCACCGUUUCGUUGUUUGUCUCGACUCCUUGUGGAAAGUCGAAAAGACUGAUUAUGACAUUCUGCUGCUGGACGAAGGCACCUUCUUACAAUACCAUUUUGUCUCAGGAACAAAGAAAGGCGAAUUAGCAGAGGUCAUUGAUGUAUUUAAGUGCCAACUUCAAAAUGCCAAAAAAGUAAUUGUAAUGCAUGAUAGGAUUCCUGAAAGCACCAUUGAUUUCUACGCAAAUCUGAUGGGUCUGAAUCCUGACAACAAGUCAGAGGUGACCAAGCGAAAGUUUGAGAAGCCAACUCCUUUGCGACCAGUACUCUCAUACGAAGACAAGAAUGUUAUGAUUUUGCAAAUGAUCAAAGACUACAUCGGAAACUUCAAUGAGGCUGAUAUGUGUAGUAACAGACCGUUUGUUGUUUUUUGCUCUCGUGCAGAUUAUGCACUUUUGCUGCUUUACAUCUUGCGUCAACUGGCGACAGAAAAAUUUGGAGAUCAGGUAUGUACCCUUGCUUUAACGUAUGCCGUAAAUUGAGGCAUAACAUUUUUUUUUUUUUUUUUUUUU
Messenger RNA from Umbelopsis ramanniana AG, 2364 nucleotides. RefSeq lists its product as uncharacterized. NCBI's taxonomy places the organism in Eukaryota, Fungi, Mucoromycota, Umbelopsidomycetes, Umbelopsidales, Umbelopsidaceae. The record is from RefSeq and is a predicted model, not a curated record. The coding region runs from base 220 to 2334 and encodes 704 amino acids. The transcript is spliced from 4 exons.